Molecule: messenger RNA, 2796 nt
Organism: Ctenopharyngodon idella (grass carp)
Lineage: Eukaryota; Metazoa; Chordata; Actinopteri; Cypriniformes; Xenocyprididae
Product: adhesion G protein-coupled receptor E3-like
Exons: 8
Coding region: 1137-2300 (387 amino acids)
Biological process (GO): adenylate cyclase-activating G protein-coupled receptor signaling pathway; cell surface receptor signaling pathway
Cellular component (GO): membrane
Molecular function (GO): G protein-coupled receptor activity
Source: RefSeq, a predicted model, not a curated record
AGACAUAAACCCACUGAACCAGUUACUUUUUUUAUUUUUUAUUAGGGCCCGAGCACUGAUGGUAAUUGCUCGGCCAAUUAUUCUUCUUCUCCGAAAUGAAUCGCAUCAGAAGUGGUGAAAAUUUACGUCUCAUAUGGGUUUCAGAAUUAGGUGUGGCAAAAUGGCUCAAUAGCACCACCUACAAAAUUUCAAUUGAGCGCCCUUCACGCUACGUUUCACAUACAAGUAUGAAAUUCUGUAGACACAUCUAACAGUCCAAUACCUACAAAAAAAAGUCCCUGGGUGCAAAAUCUGAAAACCCAACAGGAAGUGAGAUAUUUUGAAUUUUCUCAGCAAAAAUUUUGUAGUUUUUGCCAUUUCCAGACGUUGUUCUUUAACGAACUCCUCCUAGAGAUUUUAUCAGAUAAACAUCAUAUUUGGUCAGUCUAAUCUAAAGGCCCUUGCGACUUUACAUUGCGAAGAUAUAGAGUUUUUGCUAAAGGGCGUGUCUGUGGCGGCCUAACAAAGUUUUGAUGUUUCGUCAUGAAAAGGGAAGUUGUUGUAACUCAGGCAUACAGUGUCUGAUCUGCCCCAAACUUCACAUGUGUAAUAAGAGUCCUGGCCUGAAGACAUCUAUAUGCCAAUAUUCAGUUAGUCAUAGUGCCACCUGCUGGCAACAGGAAAUGGCAUGCGUUGCACUGUAAUUCACUCCCAGAAACACAUUUAUUUAUGCCAUGAAGUUCCAAACAUACUAGAAAUACGUUCAAUCAUGCAACACUUGGCUAAGUGCUAAAGUAUGCGAUUAACGCCACGAAACAGGAAGUUGUUGUAACUCAGGCAUACAAUGUCCGAUCUGCUCCAAACUUCACGUUUGAUAAUAGUCCUGGCCUGAAGACAUCAACAAGGCAAUAUUCAGUUAUAGUCAAAAUGCCACCUGUUGGCAGCAGGAAGUGUGGCACGUCAAAAUUAUUUUUCCUGUAUUUACUCGCUUACAUGCAUGUCAACCACUAUUCACUGUUUUCCUAAGGCCACCGGGUGGCGGUGGCUCCGGGUGCGAGGUCCCUUUCAUCGCUGCUUGCAGCUUUAAUUAUUAUUGUUUUUGUUUUACAGCAUUGAAUGUAAGUUUCUGUCACACAGGAUCAGCUGUUGUGGCUUUCAUGAGCUACAACACAAUGGAAAAUCUACUGAAGCCCGACUUCUUCAACACAUCAGGUGAUCAGGUUAAAACCAUGAUGUCCACUGUGAUCUCAGUUACUCUUCCCAAAACCACCAACACUAAACUCACCAAACCAGUCAACUUCACCCUCAAACACAUCAGAGAGUUUGACCCCAGCGGUUCUCUGUCCUGUGUGUACUGGAAUAUCAGCGAGUGGAUUGUAGAUGGUUGUUCUGUUUUAAAGACCAACAGCAGCUACACUGUGUGUUCCUGUGUCCAUCUGUCGACAUUCGCUCUCAUCAUGCAAACCAGCAGACCACCAGAGAAUGACCCACUGCUGGAUUUGUUGAAUUUGGUGUGUGUGAUCGUGGGGCUGGUGUUCUUCAGUUUGGCCCUGUUGACCUUUGCCCUUUGUCAGUGGAGUCCUGGAGUGAAUAAUGUGGCUCGAAUCAACAUCUGCAUCAGUCUUCUGCUGGCUCACCUUCUGUUCCUGCUCACACAACAGUUCCUGAGCUUCAUACGCCCUCAUCAGGUGUUGUGUGCUGUGAUAUCAGGUGUGCUGCACUUCCUCUUUCUCUCCGGCUUUAUGUGGAUGUUCAUUGAAGCUGUGCUGCUCUUCAUCUGUGUGAAGAACCUAUCACAGAUCAGCUCCAUAAAUAGGGAGGUGCUUAGCAGUGGAUUCCUGUGUGUGAUUGGAUAUAUGGUUGCUCUGGUUGUAGUGGCCGUGUCUGCUGUGGUGGGUCCUAAGGGCUACGGAAGUGAAAUGUGCUGGAUUAAAAUUGAUAAAGGCUUCAUCUGGAGUUUUCUGGGACCUGUUUGCAUGAUACUAACAUCAAACACGAUUCUCUUCAUCAAAAUCGUCAUCAUUCUGAACUCAACUCUCAGAAAUCUCAAUGCUGAAGUUUCACAGAUGAAACAAACCAAGAUUAUGGUAUUUAAAACUCUGGCUCAGUUUGUGGUUCUUGGUUGCUCCUGGAUUCUGGGUUUCUUCACUAAUGGCAGGAAGGAGCUGGAGAUCAUCUUUCUGAUCUUGAACUCCCAGCAGGGAACCUUCAUCUUCCUGAUCUAUUGUGUCCUCAAUAAGGAGAUCAGACAGCAGUACAGGAAGUUCUUCAGAUGUCUUUGCUGUGGACUCAAAAAAACACUGAGGAUUAAAGCAUCAUGAUCGGAAAAUAAAAUGUACUGCUGAAGUGAUUUUAUAUGACAGAAUCAAUGUUUUUGGAUGUUAUUUGUCAUAGUCACCGCUUAUUUCUGCAAAUGAUAGAAAACAUGCUACACAAGUGUCUUAUUUUAUAGCUGUUAAUACUAUUGAUGUGAAGCUCAUAAACUGUUUUAUUCAGUCUUUUUCAAACACACAGGAUUUUCUCAGUGGAGGGUGAACAGCAUACUUUUACAGAUUCCUCAAAAUAAUCAAACUUAAACAUUUUACAAGUAAACUGUCACACACUCACACCACCAAAGACUCUGUUUGUUUUCGUUCACUGUUUCUCCUUGCCUUGUUUAUCAUCAUGGUCACUGAUUUGAUUUCAUGUCAUUGUGUUCAGGUGUGCUAGUGUCAUUAUCCCCCCCUGUUCAGCUCAGUUUGUUUGUCUUUGUCGGAUUUCGUCAGUGCAUGUUGUGUCGAAACUGCCUAUUGGUGUUGGAUCUUACCUUGUGGAUUA